AAUGCGGAAGGGCGGGUUGAUCGACAUACCAGGCUUCUGAACUGAGCCCUGACUUGACAAGAUGAGACUUGAUGCCAGAGCUUAAUGAGAGAGAACUACUCUGGCCAAUGCGACGAGAGAUCGACUCAUGAACAGUCGUCCAUAAAGGUCAGUAGUCGAUGUGUAAGGAUAGUUCACCUUGAAUCUAUCGCUAUAGAACAACGGGCUAGCUGGAAGUGAACUGUUGCCAUUGAUACAUACUCUGAGAUGGUGUUAGUUGGGCAAUGUUAAACAAACUCAGGGGGGAUCACCUUUUCCAGCAAGAAGCGUGAGCUCAGAUCGACCCCUGUAGGUUUGUUUGUGGCAUGGACGCUGAUCGGUGCUGAUGAGUGUGCAGUUGAUAAGAUGCAGUGGCUAUGCGGUGCAAUGGCGGAGUAUGUAGAAAAUGGUAUUGGAGGCCAAGCGGGCCAAGAGACCAACAAAGACUCUCAGAGAACCACCCCGAUUGGACAUCGCACUGCAAAAGUCCACCACAUCCUUUCGAGUUAUACAUACAAUCGGCAAACGAUCAAACCGAUGGGUUCAUCCACUGGACUUCCUAUUACCCCUUCAACCAACUUGACUAUACUUAACAAGCCAUCGGCCGGCGGGACUCCCAAACUCACGAUAUGGUUUGACAUUGAUAACACCCUGUAUUCUCGACACUGUAAAAUUAACGAGUUCAUGAGCCAGAAGAUCCUGGCGUAUUUCCUGAAAUUGGGGCUGCCUCGAGAGCAGGCUCAAGAGCUACAUCAUCGAUAUUAUAAAGAAUACGGAUUGGCUAUUCGAGGAUUAAUCAGACACCAUUCAAUCGAUCCACUGGAUUACGACAAGAAUUGUGACCUGGCCAUCCCAUUGGAAGAGAUUCUAUCGCCGGAUCCGAAGUUGCGACAACUGUUGUUGGACAUUGACCGAUCAAAAGCCAGAGUUUGGUGUAUCACUAACGCUUACAAAACCCAUGCUUUACGAGUCCUGAAGAUUAUGAAUCUGUCUGAUUUGAUCGAAGGAGUCGUCUCCUGUGAUUACACCAACCUGAACUUUCACUGCAAGCCUGAAAAAGAAUAUUACCAGGAAGCGGUUGCCAGGUCAUUAGGCCAAGAACCGAGCCCCGAAAAUCUCGAACAGGCGGAUUUCUCGGACCAUCUGUUGGUCGAUGACGCGUUGAUCAAUAUCGUGGGUGCAAGCAAGAUCGGCUUUGGUUCAUCUGUCCAUUUCGAUGAAGACUCGAUCGAUGCUGUCACCGGCGCCCACUCAACAAAGAGCACAGACGGCACUCCAUUUGAAAGGAUUACUGCGCUAGAUCAACUUCGAAACCUAGACGUUUGGAAAGACUGCUUUGUGAACAAAUCAACUUGAUCCCUCUCUCUUGUGUUUUCUUUCCCUUUUGCUUAUCAUUCACUUGCUCCAUCCUCCUCCAUUGUUGUUGUCUUGUUAAGAUCCACUCUUGUUUUCUGCUAUCUGCCUUCUUGUUUUCUACUUGUUGUGUUUGCUGAUCCCCUUUUGAAACAA
Messenger RNA from Puccinia graminis f. sp. tritici CRL 75-36-700-3, 1527 nucleotides. RefSeq lists its product as uncharacterized. Lineage: Eukaryota; Fungi; Basidiomycota; Pucciniomycetes; Pucciniales; Pucciniaceae. Gene Ontology annotation, biological process: nucleotide catabolic process; pyrimidine nucleobase metabolic process. The record is from RefSeq and is a predicted model, not a curated record. The transcript has 8 exons. Gene Ontology annotation, molecular function: nucleotidase activity. Bases 385 to 1374 code for a protein of 329 amino acids.